AAAAGACUUCACAGUUAAUUUGAUAUUUGCCGAACGUAACAAUCAUUGGCGGUGUGAUUUACCACUCCCAGCUAUUUAAGUGGCAUCGAAUGACCAACGCGAAAGGAGUGCUUUAAUAAACUCUAGCGUCAAAGGAAAUGCAGAAUUGCACGGAGUAAAAAGUGGACUAUAAACAAGCGACAGAAUAAGCAAUCAAGAAACCAACUGCAAAGGAGAGUAGAAGUGAGGAACUGAGAGAGAGUGAGUGGAACGCAAACACUUUGUCAACUUCAAUUGCAGUUGCUGCCACUUGGCGGUUCUUCGACUGCUGCUUGUAAGUGUGCGGAUAUAUCUAUUUUCGUUAAAAUUGUAAGCUUCUCGUUAGCCGUUCUCUUUCUGAAAACGCACUGUUGUCAAGUAUGCCCACUCCCAUUGAGGACAAUCCUCUUCUCUCCAUAAAUGUGAAGUUGUGGAAAUUCCUGUCCGUCCUCUUAGUACGCGAUUGGCGUCGUUGUGUCGCUUUUGUGGCACCAGUGUGCCUGAUGAACGCAAUGCAAUUCGUCUACUUGUAUCAACAAUGGGGCGAUUUGGCCACUUUCAUUCUGAAUACCUUCUUUGCGGUGUCCAUAUUCAAUGCCUUGCUGCGAACGUGCCUUGUCAUCAGGAAUCGAGAUAAAUUUGAGGCACUUAUGCAGGAAUUGGUAACACUAUACGACAAUAUACAAGCCACUGGGGAUGAGCAUGCAAAGAGCGUGCUAGCAGAAGCCACCAGGUCAGCAAGAAAUAUAUCAAUCUUCAAUUUGGCUGCUUCGUUUUCCGACUUAAUAGUGGCUAUGGGAUAUCCACUUUUUCGUGACCAAAGAAUUCAUCCUUUUGGAGUUGCAUUGCCCGGCAUAGACGUCACAUGCUCUCCACUUUAUGAAAUCCUCUAUGUUGCCCAGCUUCCCUCCCCUUUCACUUUGAGCUCAAUGUAUAUGCCUUAUGUAAGUCUUUUCGCAUCUUUUGCAAUGUUUGGCAAAGCAGCGCUGCAGAUUUUGCAAAAUAAUCUCAGAAAUUUAUGCGAAAAUAUGCAACACAAAAGUGAGCCGGAAUUGUUCGAUACGCUGCGUGCGAAUAUAGCCUACCACGCCAGAAUUGCUAAAUAUGUCAAUGAUUUUAAUGAAUUAGUUACUUAUAUGGUACUCGUGGAAUUUCUACUCUUCAGCUGCGUUAUUUGCUCACUACUUUUCUGCAUAAAUAUUACUAAUUCAGCGGCAGAAAAAAUGUCUAUUGUUAUGUAUAUUGGCACAAUGUUGUAUGUGCUCUUUACCUAUUACUGGCAAGCUAAUGGUAUUUUGGAAAUGAGCCUCCUUGUCUCAGACGCAGCUUACGAAAUGCAAUGGUACAAUUGUAGCCAGCGAUUCAAGCGAACUUUACUCAUAUUCAUAGCACGCACUCAAAGACCACUACAGAUCCGCGUUGGCCAAAUGUCCCCAAUGACAAUGGAGGUGUUUCAAUCGUUGCUAAACACAUCAUAUUCUUAUUUUACACUUUUGUAUAAUCUGUACAACGAUUAAUGCAAUAUUUUGGAACAUUAUAAAUUAAAUUAACUGUAGUGAAAAAUUAGCUGCUUAAAAUUGCUGAAAUAGAAACUUAUCUUAAAAAGAAUAUGCAGUAAUAAAAGCUGAAUUCGUAAUGUAUUAUUAUUGGUCGCAUCAUCUACCAUUGCACUCGCCGUUAGUAUUCCCAUUACCACUUCCAAUAGGGGUUGUGCGUGUGCUCAUAGGCUAAAUACAGUGUUUUGCU
Messenger RNA from Rhagoletis pomonella (apple maggot), 1764 nucleotides. Its product is annotated as odorant receptor 43a-like. Gene Ontology annotation, molecular function: olfactory receptor activity; odorant binding. Lineage: Eukaryota; Metazoa; Arthropoda; Insecta; Diptera; Tephritidae. The record is from RefSeq and is a predicted model, not a curated record. Bases 399 to 1535 code for a protein of 378 amino acids. Gene Ontology annotation, cellular component: plasma membrane. The transcript is spliced from 7 exons. Gene Ontology annotation, biological process: sensory perception of smell; detection of chemical stimulus involved in sensory perception of smell.